Gasterosteus aculeatus aculeatus (three-spined stickleback) is the source of this 3445-nucleotide messenger RNA. It is a transcript of the gene agps, whose product is annotated as alkylglycerone phosphate synthase. Gene Ontology annotation, biological process: lipid biosynthetic process. The record is from RefSeq and is a predicted model, not a curated record. Gene Ontology annotation, cellular component: peroxisome. NCBI's taxonomy places the organism in Eukaryota, Metazoa, Chordata, Actinopteri, Perciformes, Gasterosteidae. Gene Ontology annotation, molecular function: alkylglycerone-phosphate synthase activity; FAD binding.
CGCGCACAGAUCCGCUCCCCUCCCGUCACAAACACGGAAGCAGCAUGGCGUCCAACAGCAGCGGCUCCGGCAGCCAGGGGAGAGCACCGCAAAGACUGAGAAUAAUUGCCGGGCACUUACAGCGACCGGUGGACGUCGACGCGACCGUCUCAGCCGCGGAGUGUAAAGCCCAGGGCGGCGAGGCGGAUGUCGCCAGCGACGGGAAGAGUGUGCCGAAGAGGAGGCAGGAGAUCAUGAAAUGGAACGGCUGGGGAUACAGCGACACAAAAUUCCUCUUCAAUAAGAAAGGCCAAGCUGAAUUCACUGGCAAAAGGUAUAAAUUAAGUGGCAUGAUCAUCCCUGCUCUGAAAGAGUGGAUGGAAGGCACGUUUGGUACCAAUAUGCAGCAUAAAUCUCUAGCAACGCCCGCUCUGACUAGGACUGCCGUACAGCCUCCCACUCUUAACGAGGCCUUCGUGGAGGAACUGAAAUCCACAGGCGUUCCCUUCUCUCACGAUGCAGAAGACCGGGUGUUCCGUGCCCACGGCCAUUGCUUACACGAGAUCUUUGCUCUGCGAGAGGGCAAAGUUGGUCGUGUUCCAGAUCUGGUGGUGUGGCCAAAUUGCCACAAUGAUGUAGUGAAAAUUGUGGAGCUGGCCUGCAAACAUAAUGUUUGUUUGAUACCGUAUGGAGGAGGGACAAGUGUCUCGAGUGCCCUAGAGUGCCCCCAAGAGGAAACUCGCUCCAUUGUUUCUGUGGAUACCUCCCAGAUGAACCGCAUCCUGUGGAUCGACGAGAAAAAUUUAACUGCCCAUAUGGAAGCUGGCAUUGUCGGUCAGGAUUUAGAGCGAUUGCUGAACGAGAGCGGGUACUGUACGGGACACGAGCCGGACUCCAUGGAGUUCAGCUCCCUGGGGGGCUGGGUGGCAACCAGAGCGUCGGGCAUGAAGAAGAACAUCUACGGAAACAUUGAGGACCUGGUCAUCCACGUAAAGAUGGUGACCCCCCAAGGAGUGGUUGAGAAGAGCUGUCAAGGGCCGCGCAUGUCCACCGGGCCGGACAUUCACCACUUCAUCAUGGGCUCAGAAGGAACUCUGGGCGUGGUCACCGAGGUAACGAUGAAGAUCCGGCCCAUGCCGGAGUAUCAGAAAUACGGCUCAGUGGUAUUCCCUAAUUUUGAGCAGGGAGUGGCCUGUCUCCGGGAGGUUGCCAGACAGAGAUGUGCACCCGCGUCAAUACGACUCAUGGAUAAUGAACAAUUUAAAUUUGGUCAUGCCCUGAAGCCUCAAGUAUCUUCAAUGUUCACAUCCUUUCUGGAGGGGCUGAAGAAAUUUUACAUCACCAAGUUCAAAGGGUUCGACCCCGACUGCUUGUGUGUGGCCACGCUGCUGUUUGAGGGGAACCGGGAGAAAGUCCUGCAGCACGAGAAGCAAGUUUAUGACAUCGCUGCAAAAUUUGGGGGGCUGGCAGCUGGCGAGGACAAUGGGCAGAGGGGCUACAUGUUGACCUUCGUCAUCGCUUACCUCCGGGACUUGGGGAUGGACUACUAUGUGAUUGGGGAGUCCUUUGAAACCUCAGUGCCUUGGGACAGGGUGUUGGACAUUUGCCGGAACGUUAAAGCGCGCAUCAUUCGAGAGUGUAAAGACAAAGGAGUGCAGUUUCAACCGUUCUCCACAUGCAGGGUGACUCAGACGUAUGACGCCGGGGCCUGUGUCUACUUUUACUUUGCCUUCAACUACAGGGGACUGAGUGAUCCAGUACACAUGUUUGAAGAAGUGGAGCAUGCAGCUAGAGAAGAGAUUCUUGCCAAUGGAGGGAGCUUGUCACAUCACCAUGGAGUGGGGAAACUUCGGAAGGCGUGGAUGAGAGAGACCGUCUCCGAUGUCGGCAUGGGGAUGCUGAAGUCUGUCAAGGACUACGUGGACCCCAAUAACAUCUUUGGCAACGGGAACCUCCUCUAAUUUCCCCGCUCACGUUUUUCUAAACAAAAGCAUCUUGUGCGUUUUGAAUUAAUAGAUACUAAAUGUGAAUUUAAAAUGGAGAGAUGUUGUCUUUUUCAUCGGUCAUAUCAUGCCAUCUAUUGAUUCAGCCGAACCUUGUCUUUUACAUUAACUUGCACUAAAUACACUGUUACGAUCACUGUCGCUGACGGUGCAGCUCAUCAUUCUAUCAGCCUCAUCUUGUUGGAGCUACGGCCAUGAUGCAACCGAACAUGAUGCAACAACAGACCUUGAUUUUUGUCAUUUUAUUGUGUUUAACCAUUUCCUAAAUAUCCUUGCCAACACGGUUGAUUCAUUUAUUUUUUUUACCUUCCAUUGUGCGUGUGUGUGUGUGUGUGCGCCUGUGUGUGUGUGCGCGUGUCCGUCCGUCCCCGUUUGGGCCAAUCCUCCAUUGGUAAGUUGUAAAUGAAUGUGCCUUUCUAAAGCUUAUGUCUGCCUUCCCCUUCUGCCACUAAACACUCUGCUGCUGCACAGCGAGUCCCCUUUUUGUGGAGCAACACAAACUUGGACAUAAUGUUUUCUAUGUCUUCAUCUUUUUCUUGCCCUCAUGCCUUUUGUUGUACUGACCUAUUGCCAUAAGAGACUCUUGACAGUUUGUGUGUGUGUGUGUGUGUGUGUGUGUGUGUGUGUGUGUACCUCCGUCUAGACUCAAGUCCCCCCCCCGAAACAUGUCAACAAGACCUUCUCCGCCCCCGUCCUAGAAGUACAUUGAUUACAAAGAGAGAUAUUCCUUGUGUUUAGUUUUUUCUACUGAAAGCGUUACUGUGCAUGGUUAGUUACUGAGAAAGUGAAGGGGGGGUUUCUGUCACGCCGGCUUCUAUGUCACCGCGCGUUGCAGUUCAAGGCCUCUGAAUACCGGUGCUCACGCUGUACCAAAGACCCAUAAGAACGUGCAAACACACCAUGUUUGACCAUGUGACCCUCGCACAUUUUCAGCAACUUCAUGCACAGCGAAAAAUAUAUUUUUUAGUCAACAUAUGCAAAGAUGACCCUUCAUAGAGCUGUAAACUCUCUAGAUGUGUCUUUUACAUGUGCUACAACUUUCUACGUCAUCAUUUUAUUUAAUUAUUUCUUGCAUUAAUUUGCUCAACGAUUCCUCCUAAAAAAAAAAUAGUUACCUGUUUGGUGUAAUAGAUUUUGAAACGGAUACUUUAAUGUACUACAAUUUGAUACCAGACUCGAACCUCUUGUCACUGAUAACCAUUGAUUCCGAAGCAAAGUGCAGCUGAGCGAGAGCUGUUUGCUGAGGAAUCUUGCCUUCUCUUUCCGACCUGUGCUGCUUAUUUUCCUGAAGGACUCAUUAGGGACCCGUCGUAUGACAUUUUAUCUCCGUGUCAAACACCGUGUAAGAGCUUUUGAAUGUUAUGGAUGUACCUUUCGUCAUUGUCCACUUCUCUUAACAACAUCGUAAAAUCACAGUACAUUUUGUCAAUGCUGUUUGUGCAAUAAAUUUAACUAGAACAUCA